GUUGAUAAAGUAUGUGGACAGCCCAAACAACAAGAAGGGAACCUCUCAUCAGACAAUAUAGUGCCAGUGAAGGAAGCGACUGAAACCCAGACAUUCGUGAUGGCUCACGCUAGUCUGAACAAUAAAAGAAGUUCUCUGCCUCUGAAAGCUUCAAAGAAUGACAAAUCAAGAAGUUUGAAAAAAAUCUCUCGAGAGUUCAUCAAUUACAUGAAGCGAUCCCGAACCUUUUAUGCCUCCAUAGCAGAAAGGCUGUGUGAUGGAGACCUGGUGAUGAGGGACAGCUCAACCUGUUGGAAUGGAGAAGAUGUUGUAGAAAGUUAUACCAGCAGAGUUGUUUCCAAUGGACUGAAAGCACAAAUUAAUAACCCAGAACUGAAAGUCAGAGGAUUGGACCCACUCAUCAGCAAUUUAAUUGAUAAACUUCAGCACUUUAAUCAACUGGAUGCUGAGAAGGCAAAAUUAAAACUGGAAAGAUGGGCUUCCCGAGAUGCUGGCAGUGGGGGUGGCAGAAGUGAAGAGAUGGAGUCGAGCGGGGACUGUGAUGAUGAGGAUGGCUGUCAAGGAUCCGGUGACAGGAUUCACACAGCAG
This is a messenger RNA of Phaethon lepturus (White-tailed tropicbird), 589 nucleotides long. Its product is annotated as glypican-5-like. The record is from RefSeq and is a predicted model, not a curated record. Gene Ontology annotation, biological process: positive regulation of canonical Wnt signaling pathway; regulation of protein localization to membrane; cell migration. Lineage: Eukaryota; Metazoa; Chordata; Aves; Phaethontiformes; Phaethontidae. The transcript is spliced from 5 exons. The annotation marks the transcript as partial. Gene Ontology annotation, cellular component: plasma membrane; extracellular region; cell surface.